This is a messenger RNA of Episyrphus balteatus (marmalade hoverfly), 3347 nucleotides long. RefSeq lists its product as uncharacterized. The record is from RefSeq and is a predicted model, not a curated record. Bases 1233 to 2471 code for a protein of 412 amino acids. The transcript has 6 exons. NCBI's taxonomy places the organism in Eukaryota, Metazoa, Arthropoda, Insecta, Diptera, Syrphidae.
CAAUAAAAACUGCGUCGACGACCAAGACGACCACGGUAAAUGUAUGUAUUUCGAAUAGAAUCGGAUUUAGUUCAUCCGUGGAUUUUCGAAAAAAUACAUUCGGCGAAAUGGUGCGGUGGUUUGCUUUUCAGAUUCAGACGGUUAAAUUUCGGGGUUGAAUUUUUUCUGAUGUCUUUAUUGCUGCCUAUUCAACGCAUUUAAAGUAAAAAAAAAAAAUAAAAACGAAGAAAACAUUCUCAAGUGAAUGGAAUUAAUCUUCUCUCAUGUUUCGCAUAAAUUGCGACCGGAAGUUGCUCAUACGCAAAGAGUAAUACUAUUUAACUUAAUUUACGCGCAGUUUUAUCUUUGCAGCCGAUGGGUCGUCCCGUCCGUCAUCGUUGUCAGCUGCAAAUCUUCACACACACAAAAAAAAAAGUAAAAAACCAGUCGGUUUUGAAGAAGUACCUAUAAUAAAUAAAAAAUAAGGUUCAAGCAUUGUAUACUUGUGGGGGUGCGUGUUAAAUCGCAAAAUCGCAUAAAUAAUGUUAAUAAUCGCAUUCGCAUCAAGAUUUGCGUCAACACUUUGCUUGCAAAUACAACAAAUUGUUUCGGAGUAAAUACACCUAAAAGGAUAGAUAUAUCUUCUUCUAUCAUAUCGAAAACGGAGGGUCUGUUUCUCGGUUGGUCGGGUCUGCGAGUCUCGGGUCGUUCAAGAGGAUAAAGUAGUGAAUUGAGAGUUGAGUGAAUGUCUGGGAUUUCAAUCCCUUAAGUUUAAAACAAAAAUAUUUAAUUUUUUUUUUAAUAUACAUUGCAUACUUUUUGGAUUAUUUGGCACAAAUAUUUUUGAUGGAGGAUAUAUAUUUGAUAAAUUUUCAUCAUUCUCACACGUAGGCUAAAGCCACGUGGAUAUUGUGGAGGCAAAAAAAACAAGGAGAUACGUUUUUAAUAUCCGGUGCCAAAGUACACAUAAAUGUUAGGUGCACAAAUAAAAAUGUUUAUAUUUGUAAAGAAAAAAAAUCAACCUUUAAGCUUUUAGCUAAAUACACAUACAUAUAUACAUAAUAUCAAAGUGAAAUCGAUUUUUGUUUUGUAUUGUUUUCAAAAAAAGUCCAUAACUAAAACAAAACAAAAAAAAAAAAAAGUCGCAAGACAUUCGGCAACAUUCCAUUUAACAAAAUUCUAAGUAAAAAAAAAUAUAUUAACAACAAAAAUAAAAAAAAACAACAUCACACAUAAUUUAAAAUAAUAUCAUUAUGGGCUGUGGACAGAGUAAAAUACAUCUUUACCCCAGAAAAUCGAAGAGCAAGGCAAAUGGAAAGAAAAGUGGGCACGUUGAUACAGAUACAGAUGCUGACGAAGAAGAAGGGCACGUUGAAGAAGGCGAAAGUGAACUCAACAACAGAGACCGAAACGAUAGGACUGAAGAUCUACUUGACCAAGGGGACGAUGGAAGAGAUUCAUCCGACCAACCCAAUGGAGAAAUAUCGGUUUCACUGCUUCGAGCAAAAAACUUAUCACUUUUACAAAGCCAGGAAAUCUCUUCAAGUCAACAGAACUUUUUUCGAAUGCUUGAUAAAAAAAUCGAUGAAGGUCCUGACUACGACUCGGCUAGUGAAACUGAAAUCGCACUGGAAGAGGCACGUUUGAAUGCUUUAGUCCAGCAUUGGGAAUCGGCCAGCCUGACUGCAUCGAUGUGUUCAUCAGCGAGUCGAUCGCUGCAAACUACACCUGUAAGACAAGUGCCAACUAGGCAACCACCGCCUCUUGUAAGGACACUAGUCCAGAAUUCCAUGCCACAACAGCCGUUAAGCGCUGACCUUCUACCUCAUGGUGCAACUGCACCCCAGCAGGGAUUGGUAAUGGUUGGGCCACCACCUAGUGUGAUAGCCCAACAACAACAACAGCAACAACCUGGAAUGCCACCCAACCAGCAAUUAAACCAAAUUAUUGGUAUGGGUGGAAUUGUGAUGGGAGGUGUUUCGCCUUCGCAGUCACAAAUGCUGGCCAAGGUAAAUCUCAGUCCUAAACGUGUAGAUCCCCGGGCAAUGAUGCAAUUGAACCAAAAUGCUCUUCAACAAGCAUACGCUAUACCACCGUCGCCGCAGCAAGCAGCUAUGAGUACGGGCCGCCCACCGCGUUCACCUCAAGUUUCGGUAGGACCAAGUCCAGUUGGUGGUCUUACCACUCAUAUGCACAUGGGCUAUUAUGGACCACCACAGCCAACGCAGUCAACUUAUUUUGGAGAAGUACUUCAUCCUAUGCAGGUACCUCAAGCACCCCCCGAAUACCGAUUUCCACCUGCGAUUAGUGUUCAACGUCUAGCACCGCAAGUGCAAAGACAGCUGCGCGAAACACAGGAAUUAAUAAAAGACUCUUGUCCGCAACUAUAUGCGGCUGGCUAUGGAAGCCCGGGUCCUCCAAUGCGGAAUCAGCCUAGAAAUGCAGCAAGGAGGCCCACCCUGGAGACUCAAUUUUCCCAGGAGUUAUCGUGAUAUCUAGAUUAUUAGUUCAAAUUGUAAAAAAGAAAAUACCAAAAAAUCAACAGUUAUCCAUUUCAUUCAUCCCUAUUUAUCCUUAUUAUAUACAAUAAUUUUUUUUAAACUUUAAGCGUACAUCCAGGCGCUUAAAGAAUGAAAAAUUCACUGUAAUUGUAAUGUACGUAGGUACCUAACAUAAUUCAUGUAUUUUUUUUUUUGUUUUAUUUUACUCAAAGAAAAAAAAUUACUAUCCACUAUUUUGAGGGGUAAGGGUGUGUAGUUUUUAAUGUAAGCAAACAAACAAACAAACAAAAAUUGCCUAAUUUUAAGUAAGAUAAUAAUAAGUGGAAUAAAAGAGAAAAAGAAACAAAAUACAAAAAAAAAAACAGGGUUGAGAGUCACAAUUACACUUUAAACAUUAAUUCAUUGAAUGUAUUUUUCUUGCUUUUAAUGUAGUCCAGUCAAAAUAGAUUUUUAAUUUAACAAAUAUAAAUAACACAGGAAAAACGUUUAAACUGCAAAGCCUGUGUCAAUCUGACACUGACACAAGCAAGGAUCUUCAAGGUCAAAUAAUGUCAAAAAUAUCAAUUCAAUUGAACUUUUGAAAGGCUAAUAAUACCUAUUAGACCAGUGCCGAUGCCUUCAAAAACAUUAAAAAGUACAACAAAAUCAUAGUAGGAUGAAACCCAUUGGAAAAGGAGGUGAAUAUGAUGAAAAUUAAAGGAAAAAUAAAUUACGGGCGAGCCGAGUUCGGGAAGUGGGUGCGUUGAGUUUUUAAUGGUAAAAAAUGGUAUAUCUCGAUUUCCGGCAAAACUACAAGUCCUAUAGAAAAAAGUUGUAUGACAAAGUUGUAGGUAAUAAAAAGAUCUACAACUUUUGUGUCAACAAUUU